CCCAAGCUCGGCCGCGGCGCGCAUCGCUGCCGCAGGCUGCCCCGGGCAUUCGCGAGGCCGCACGGCUGCCUGCGACGCCCGGCCGCCGCGGCGCAGCAUCGCGCAGCAAUGGCGGACGCCACCUACGGCGCCUCCACACCAACAGAGACAGAUGAGCGCACGACGCUGAUCCAGAAGCGGCCGCGGAGGUUACGAAGGUCCGUCGCGGCCGCCACGGCCGCGCUCGUCCUCUGCGGCACGGCUAUCAAGGUGCGCCGCGGUGCAAUAAGCGAGCUCGACGAGGUCGGCGAGCUGGGCGAGUAUCCCACGACGACCUGGGAGGCGGUGAAUAACGAUAGUGUAGAAAAGGUCUACGAUCUGGAAGAACACGUCCUCGUGACCACAGAAGUGAACGAAGCCUACGUCUUCUACAAGGAGCUGCUGUUCGGGAGGCUCGGCAGAGCGACAGGGACCCUGGAUCCGUCGCAAGGCGUCCGGGUCAAGUCGCAUUCCUACGCGAAUAGCGCCUGGAACUUGUUCCAGGUGCAGCUAGAUGCGAAGCUCAUCAAGGCCAAUUCUAUCGUUUGGUUCACGGUCGCCAACACGAUGGACGCGCUCGUGGCCGGUGGGAGGAAGGCGGAAUUGAAUGCGAUGGGCGUUCCCGACGAGGUGAUCUACUGGGGCUGUAACUCGGGCGACGUCUGCGACGGCUCCGACGGUCAAUUGCUCGUGCAGCGGUGCGUCUAUACCUAUGGUGACGAUAUCUUACUGCACAACACGUUGCUGAGGACUCUGUUGGCCUAUGAACUGCCUCUGACCAUCGUCUUGGCAUCUGAUUUAGAUUGCAAGACGCGACUCCCGGUUACCCACCACAAGAUCGUCUACGCGGGCGACUCGUGCCAGGAGCUGGUGGAGGAGUACCGGUCGCGGGGCGGCGACGCCGCCUGGUUCCCGCAGGGCUACGAGGGCGUCGUCACCGACUCCGCCGUCGACGCGCUCGUGGAGAACGUCGAGGCGUCCCUCGAGGCCGAGAAGGACACGUUACUGAGCUAUGCGGGCUCCGUCCUCUUCCGGAAGCCGAGCCGCGUGCGGUUGGGGGAGUGGGCCAUUAGCGGAGGCAUCGAGGAGAUGGAGCAAUUAGCGGCGAAGGCCUCGCUCAAAUUAGACGUCGAGUCCUACGGCAUGUACGGCAUGGACCGGGUCCAUCCGGAGGGGCCAGAAGUCACGUGGACGGCCGGUAUCACUGAUGAGGACUCGGAUACCCUCCAGGGCCGGUCGUAUUAUGUCCUAUCGCCGGCCGGCGACGUCUGGACGUCGGGCCGCAUGAUCGAGGCGCUCACCUUCGGCGCGAUCCCCGUGGUUGACGAGACCUACAAGACGGAUAAUGGAGUCAGCGCCAAGGGCUGCAAGGACCCGGCAUUGCGCUGGCGGCAGGUCGCCGCCGACACGUUUGUCUUUGUCGACGACUGGGCCAAGCUCCCCGAGACGCUGAUACAGAACGACGCUCUAGAUGUGGAGAAACGCGCCGCUCGGGUAUCACGGUUGCAUGGCGUCCUCCGCCGAGUCGCCGACGACGCGCGCGAGGCGAUUAUCCGACCACCUUCGCACGAAAAGACGGUCUGUACGACCGUCGACCUCUCCGACGACCAGCGCCAGCAGCUCGUCCAGCAGGCCUACGACUACUACACGCAGCCGGCGCUCGAGGGCGCACCGGCUGGCGGGAUGCCCUGGUUCGAUGCGUUCGUGGACAACCCGGCGCUGCCGGGGAACGUGUGCGGGUCGAAGGACCUCGGGGCGUCGGAGGGCGCCUUGUGUUUCGACGAGGCGUGCGCAUUGCCGACCGCCGCCUCCUUUUCGUGCAAGGCCGUCGACGAGCCCACUGUGUAAUGUGUUGUCUAUAACAAACAGGUA
Molecule: messenger RNA, 1890 nt
Organism: Pelagomonas calceolata
Lineage: Eukaryota; Pelagophyceae; Pelagomonadales; Pelagomonadaceae
Source: the annotation of a GenBank genome assembly